Molecule: messenger RNA, 1731 nt
Organism: Lycium ferocissimum
Lineage: Eukaryota; Viridiplantae; Streptophyta; Magnoliopsida; Solanales; Solanaceae
Exons: 6
Coding region: 438-1478 (346 amino acids)
Molecular function (GO): DNA binding
Source: RefSeq, a predicted model, not a curated record
GUUUAUGCCCAAAAAAAAUAUCUGACUGUAAUUUGGUAGCAAAUUCAAGAAACCCCAUUUCCUUAAUUCCAACAAAGUCUAAUGCUUUCUGUUUUUCUUUUCGUUUUUUUCUUCUUCUUUUUUAUCUUUUUGUAAAUCUACUGUCAUUGCAUUGAUCCAUUUGUUUUUGUUAGGUGGAUGAAUUUAUCGAGUACUUUAUAAAGCUUCUAUUAUGUUCGUAUACCGAGCUAUGAUUUUGAGUUUAUGAGUUCUCAAUUCUAAAAUGUGCAGCUUAUUGGUUUCUUGAUAAACUAUUUAUUCGUAUUAAGUGGAAAUUAUCUCCUUCUCACCUUCCUAUCAAUACCACAUGUAGCACUUUCCUCUCCCCAACUUCGGUCUGUGUGGCCGAGUAUACACGAACUAGAUUGAGCAUAUUAAAGUUAAUCUAUCAUGCAUCUAUGGUUCAGAACAGUUCUGUUUCAUCCAAAGGAGAAGACUCGUUUAAACUGUUGUAUGCUAGAAAUGGCUCGGCGGAGAUAUUGCAGUUAAUGAGAUGUAAUGCAAGAAAACAAAGUGCUGAUGUGUCCAAGGAGCAAGUUUUGACUGAAGACUUUCAGGCAGAGGACAAGGAUGGUAAGGAAAAGGAAAAGAUCGAAGUAGAAAGAAGAAGAAAGAUUGGAUUAGCAAACAGAGGAAAAGUGCCAUGGAACAAAGGCAGAAAACACAGUCCAGAGACUCGUGAAAAGAUCAGACAGAGAACCAAAGAAGCUUUGAGUGAUCCCAAGGUACGACGAAAGAUGUCUGAAUGUCCACGCUCACUUAGCAAUCAGACCAAGAUAAGAAUACGUGCAGCUCUCAGAAAGCUCUGGGGUGAACGAUUAAAAUGGAAAAGGUCAAGGGAGAAAUUUUUUCAGUCAUGGGCUGAAAGCAUUGCAAAUGCUGCUAAGGUAGGUGGGACCGACCAAGAAGAAUUAGAAUGGGACAGCUAUGACAAGAUUAAAGGAGAGAUAGCUCUCGAACAGCUUCAGCGGGCUGCAGAAAAGGCUAAGGCAAAAGAAAUGGCACGCAUACGAGCUGAGAGAGCAGCACAGAGAAAGACAGAAAAGAUGCAGAGACUUGCUCAAAGGAGAAAAGAACGAGAAGAAAAGCAAAAAGUUGAAGUAAAAACAAAGAGACCAAGAAGACGGUCGAAGCAAGAGAAAGAAGAGCUAGCUGUUGCUGAAGAAUUAAAACUCAAGGCGAAAUUAGUGAAGAUUCAGAGGAAGAAGUCCACACUCAGUCAUGUUUGUACAGAACAUCGACGAGCUUGGGAAAGACUCGAUGUAGCGUUCAUAAAGAGACCACAAGUACAAAGAAAAGUUUCACUUGCAGAUCAGAUUCGUUCUGCCAAGAAGAGAACAGAGGAUGUGAAUGGAAAAGCCUUUAGUAUUGCAUCCCCUGGCUCUCAAUCUAUUGAAGUUUCUGCAGAGGCAACUUUUUUCACAGUGGAAACGGAAUGACGGAACUAUCUUCUCAAUCAUUCACUAAUAUAGUUUUCCAGUUUCUUCAUAUUUUCAGGAAAACUAACUUGAUCUUUCCUUAUAGCUUGUGACCCUCCCUUUCUUUCUAUAUGUAUAACUUUCAGGAAUAACUAUUGGAUUUUCCUAGUAAUAAGAACAAGUGAAUAGUAAACAAGGCUAAUCAUCAUUGUACUUGAAGUCUUAAUCCCUUGUUCAAAUAUGUUGGAAAGAUAGAAUCAUAUUUCAUUUUCUA